GAAACGUACAUAGAUGCCGUAACGCAUUUAAAUAGACAACAAUUUUUAAGAUAAUAUCGUCUUUACAGUUUGGUCAUGUAAAUGGUCAACAUAAUGGUUCACAUACCAUGACUUCUUUCUGAAUACAAUGCAAGGUAUGUUUGAGCAUCUAUCUGAAUAGAAACAGCAACAUGGUGCGUGUAAUCACAGUUCAUAAUUUCCUGGGACAAAACAUCACACAAAUUGAGGAGCCAACUGCAAGCUGCAUAGCAAAUGCAUCUGGACAUGAAAUGCUCCUUUUAGCACUUUCAACACAUUGUGUUGAAGUAUGGGAACUAACAAUGUCUGAUAUUAAAUUACAUACUGUAUUCCCAACAGUUGACAUGAUUAAUCAAAUGGUACACUGUUCUAAAGGAGAUUAUGUGGUCACACUUGAAUCAAAAUAUGCUAGAGAUGCAAGUAUUAAUAAUCAGAUUGGGAAAGCAACUAAUAAUUUUGUUAGAAUUUAUGUCAACUGGGCUAUAGUCAAAGAUCAAAGUCAACCUAUGCGUGCUAGAAUAGCAGGACGUGUUACUCCAAGCUUAAACAGACCUUUAAAUAGUUUAGAGAUGAUAGAGUUACCAUUAAGUGUACAGCCCACAUUAAUUGCUUGCUGCCAAAGCACUGGAAACCUGUUAGUAGCUUCAGGAAAUAGUGCUAUUCUCCACGAAUUCAAAGUUGAAACACAGCAAGUGUCCAAAAUGAAGUUCAUAGAUUUUGAGGCACGACCAUGGUCUUUGGGAUUUUCUUUUUGCCCUACACGUAUAGAGAUUGUUGAAGAUUUUAUAUCAGUCAUGGAUAAAACAAAUUUAUGUGUUUUUAGACUAACUAACUCAAUGUAUGAAGAUAUUGAUCAAUUGAGCUCUUUAACUUCUACAAAUUCCUCUUCUAUUGACAAGACAUCUAUAUCUACUGAUUCUUCUCUUGUGGAAUAUAGUAGUAGUGUGGGAAAGCAAGAGGAGAAUGUAAUGCAGCAAACAACAAAUUCAAAAUACAGAAAUUCUUCUCAAGAUCUUCAUUUUGUUACAUCGGAAAUCAAUGAUGCUAUUGGAAUAAACCCAAAAUCUAAGAAUAAGAAACAUAAGAACUCCAAAACAAAUGUAUGGUAUAAACUAGAAACUGGAGAUUUCAAUAUAAUAAAAUCUAACAAUAACAAAACUAUCAUAGAUUUGGAUCGUUUAGUACGCAAUGAAAGGGAUGAGUUACAAAGGUUAAUCACUCAAGAUGUUAUUGAUGGAAGUUUACAACCACUAACUAUAAACUUUCCAUCCAUAAGUGUAGAAAGAGCAGGGCCUGGGCAUACUUUAAGUCCUUUUAUAUUAAAUCCAUCAGAUAUCAGAGUUGCAAUUAAAACAAACUCUCCUGACUUGGGCUGGUCAGAAAAUUAUAUAAUAAAAAAUUUAUUGUCUCUUAAAAUUGUGCCAGUUAACAAUAACUCUAAACUUGAUGGAAACUCUGAAUUAUUCAGUUGCUUAUUGCUUAAGCCGCUUUAUAUGAAAAAGGAAUGCAACAGUUCUUGCUUGAAAAAAUCAAUUCUCAGGUCAGAAGUGUAUAGGUACUUGCAAGGUGUAAGCUGUUUCUUAUGUACUCUACAAGAAGGAUACCUUUAUCACUUCUCUGCUACUAGUACCAAUCCUACAGAUGCAACAUGCUUAACUACUUAUCCAUUUACUGCCCCAGUUAAUCAUGUAGCUUUGGAACACACGGCUCUACAUGCACUGACCGAAGCUGGUCUAGAAUCUUAUACUUUACGUUUGUCCCAUCAUAUCGCGAGAACGUCAAACAAUCUAGAUAAUUUGAAAAUUACAUGUCCUAGUGUCUCUGAACCCGUUUGCCUAAUCGGCUUGCGACCAUUUCUGGGGAUACAACAAGUAUUACAUAGCAAAAGCUACUUAAUUCUCUUAGCCAAAGCAGAGAAUUCAUGGACUCUAUACUCUUUAAUUUUACCUAAACUGGAGAAUUUAUAUUACGACAUUUUAAACACAGCAAGAAGUCACAAAUCUUCCAGUCCUAGCACCUAUAGACAUUUACUUGGAGAAGCCCAUGCUCUGAUACGUUUAGCAAAAGACACUUCGUGCAAUUGUUCGGAUAACGAUGAAGUUGAUGACAUUGCAAACAAAAAUGGGCUGAAAUUGAAAAAUUUAUACAAUCAAUCUUGUGCACUACUUGCGGAUUAUUAUAUUCGGUCGGAAUACGAAUCGGAUUGGGAUCUUUGUAUACCAUAUUACAAGAUGUCGGGACUGAAACCCGUGGAGGUGUUGUCCAGAAAAUCGAGUCAUGAUGCGCCAGGUCUUGUUACUUUCCUAACGGAUAUACUUCUGACCCUAAAAAGUGGUUCAGAGGCUGAUGCGUUGUUUCAAGGAUUUAAUAUCAUAGAAAUGAUUUGUAAAUUAAAGAAGGGAGACUUACUGAAAUUAAUCUUCAGCAGCUCUGUUCUGCGAGAGUAUACCACAGAAAAGUUGAUACAUCUUUUACUACUGUAUGAAACCGACGAAUUAAUUAAGCUAGCUUUGACGGUUUUAUAUAUUCAAGCUGAGAAGCAUGAACAAGCAGAGAAAAUACUUGAACCAGUUUCAACGCAAUGUAUUAAAAGGGUAAUUAUCGAACAUUGGGACUUAUUAUUCGACAUGACGGCCAUGCGAAAGAGAAGUCCGAUGAUUCCAACAUUCUCCGAUUUGGCCGGUACAUUAAUGCGUCAAAAGAAUUCGACGUUUGCUGAUAUUCUAAUACAGAUAAUAGAAGACGAUGGAAUUCUAUCUCUUCAUCAAAUUAUACAAGUGUUUUUAGAGUAUCUACCCUCGAGGGUGGGUCGGGAUGGACAUAGUGCAGCGAUGGCGUUACAAGUUUUCCUCGAGAAAUAUCUUCACAAUUACUUCAGUACAAAGUUAAUCACAGAUUCGUCUGUUAUAAAUAAAAAUCAAAUACACACGGACUUUGCCUUAGUCGAGGCAUUCAAGCUAUUAGUACGCUCGUAUUUGGGAAAAUUGUCUCAAACGAAAGUGUACAAACUAGAGAAUAGAGAAAGCAUAGAAGAAAAUUAUACUAAUUUUAUAUUUUCAAAGUUCAGACCUGAUUAUCUAGAUAGAAUGCCACCUUACGCGAAAGAUUAUCAAAAAAUGUUAAAUACGAAUAAUGUAAAGGAUUUAGCAAACAUUGAUAAGACUGUCUCUGACAAAACUAUACCUGCGGAAUUGUUCAAACUACAAUUGUUACUCUCUUGCGAUUUUGUACCAAACGAAUGCUUACAUGAAGUGAAGCAAUUUCUUGAUAGCCAAGAAAUUGAAGGUAGUUUAUCUUUAAAAACUUUAUGCAUUCAGAACAUAGAGGAAGUAACUGUGCUUUUGAUGGAGAACUGUCCUCAAGCUAUUAUACAAUAUGCAAAGGAUAUUUAUACCAGAGAGUCUGAAUGGAAAUAUUUAAUCGAAUUAACGCAGAGAAAAAUUUCUAUGUCAAAUACACGACAAGAGUUACACUGUUUGUACACACAAAUCAUGAAAGAAAUUUUAAAUUAUCUACCCCAUACAUUGUCAUUAGACGGUCUUCAUCGUGUUGUUCCAAAAGACGACAUCAUAGCAUUUCAAAAAUGCACCGAAAUGUGUACUCAGAUUAUGCAUGCAGAACACGUGAAAUCCUUAAUGAUGGAAACUGGACAACAACUUUUGUCAACUCUAAAAUUAUGAGCAACAGUUUUAACUAAAUAAUUGUAUCGUCGUAGGACGAUAGCAU
Messenger RNA from Dufourea novaeangliae, 3744 nucleotides. RefSeq lists its product as uncharacterized. Lineage: Eukaryota; Metazoa; Arthropoda; Insecta; Hymenoptera; Halictidae. Gene Ontology annotation, cellular component: cytoplasm. The transcript is spliced from 3 exons. The record is from RefSeq and is a predicted model, not a curated record. Gene Ontology annotation, biological process: organelle organization. The coding region runs from base 171 to 3698 and encodes 1175 amino acids.